Messenger RNA from Monodelphis domestica (gray short-tailed opossum), 958 nucleotides. Its product is annotated as C-C motif chemokine 17. Gene Ontology annotation, molecular function: chemokine activity. Gene Ontology annotation, biological process: immune response. The record is from RefSeq and is a predicted model, not a curated record. Gene Ontology annotation, cellular component: extracellular region. NCBI's taxonomy places the organism in Eukaryota, Metazoa, Chordata, Mammalia, Didelphimorphia, Didelphidae.
GAUUUGGGCAAGUGGCUUAAUUUCUCACUCUCUUGUUUGGCUCAUCCACAAAAUAAAUAAAAUCAUUUCAGCUCUGCAUAACCUUCCAGAUUUGGUCUGGGGGUGAAAAGCAUGUUAUAGUCUCUGAAAGAGACAUUAAAUAGAGAUUAUUAGAGUGGAAAAGGCUUUGGAAAUCAUUUAGUUCAAUUCCCAAAUUUUUAUGGAGAAAAAAACUGAAAUAGAGCAUAUUGAUAUCAAUUUUGCUCCAUUGCAAGUGACUGGGACAGCGUAGGAGGUAGGAAAAGGGUGGAAUAGUCUACCAAACAGGUUAAGUAAGCUAGCUCUACCUCUUAAUUCUCAACUCCAACUCCAGGAGCAGGUUAAAGAAAACCCUGAAGAUGGCUCUUUUUAUCAUCUUUCUCCUAGGGAUGUUUCUUCAGCACAACCACUCAGCUGGAACACCACAUUUGGGACACGAUUGCUGUAUCACCUAUACAAAGGCAGCCAUUCCCUUCUCUAAGUUGGUGGCAUGGUUCAAGACUCCAACAGAUUGUCGCAAGGAGGCCAUUGUGUUUGUUACUGUUCUAAAGAAAUCCAUCUGUGCAAACCCCAAUGAAAAGUGGGUGAAGAAGGCCAUCAGCUUCUUGGCCAAAGGCAAGAAGAGGGCUGACUCUAAUCCUGAAACUAACUCAGAUCCACAAAACUUGAGUCUAUUCAACCCAACUCCAGCCAGCUCCCAAACACCAUUCAACAACUCAGCUCAGCUCCCUUCAGGAAGCCAACUUAACUCCACUUGGCAAACCAAUUCAACUCAACACGUCAACUCAACAUCUCUCACUAGCUCUAGUCAUCUCAAAAACUAAACUCAACACCUUAACUAUUGUAUUAAAUCUAAAUGAGUUGGGGUCUAUAGGGACAGGGGAGAUUUGUGGGGAGGGGGAGGGACCCUCUCUUCUCUACAUAUUAAAGUUUUGUUUCU